Thermochaetoides thermophila DSM 1495 is the source of this 876-nucleotide messenger RNA. Its product is annotated as putative translation initiation factor. Gene Ontology annotation, cellular component: eukaryotic translation initiation factor 4F complex. The record is from RefSeq and is a predicted model, not a curated record. The transcript has 2 exons. Gene Ontology annotation, molecular function: RNA 7-methylguanosine cap binding; translation initiation factor activity. Gene Ontology annotation, biological process: translational initiation. Lineage: Eukaryota; Fungi; Ascomycota; Sordariomycetes; Sordariales; Chaetomiaceae. The coding region runs from base 1 to 876 and encodes 291 amino acids.
AUGUCAAUGCGUCCAACACUCUUCACGCGCGGCCUCUCGGGCCUGUCGCAAAGCACCGACGCCAACUCACCGAGCGUUGCAUCCCCUGCCGAGCAGCGUGACGAUGCGAAGCGCAACUUCCUGAAGGCUAUGCGCCCGUUGCCGACCCAGCACUACUGGCACGUUUGGUUCGACCGGCAGCGGGACAACCAGCAGCAGCAGCAGCAGCAGCAGCAAUCGGGACCCGGAGGGCAGCAAACGCAGUCGAGCGGCGAGUACACAGCGCAUCUGGAGCAGCUGCCAGGCCGGAUUGAGAGCGUGCAGGACUUCUGGCGGUACCACAACAACACGCCGAUUGACCAGAUCAAGAUGCGUGAGAGCAUCUAUCUGUUUAAGGCGGGCUUCCGGCCUGUGUGGGAGGAUCGCCGGAAUGUGUUGGGCGGUGCGUGGACCUUCCGCGUGCCGAAGAGCAUCGGCCCGGAUGUGUGGACGCGCGUGCAAUUGUUGGCGGUAGGAGAAAAGUUGCAGAGCGUGUUGGAAGAGGGCGACCAAAUCUGCGGAGUUGGUCUGUCAGUGCGCUUCAAUUCCCACCUGAUCUCCAUCUGGCACCGUGACUCGUCGCGCAAAAAGUCGAUUGACAACAUGCUGCAGUGUGUGCUAGAAGAGCUGCCCCCAGAGCUUCGUCCGCGCCCAGACAACUACUUCUACAAACGCCAUGCCGAUCAUGCUGGCUUCAAAGCUCCACCUGAGCUUCAGGCGGUGAUUGACUCUCAACGCGCGAGGGAAGCGGCUGAGGCGAAGGCUGCGGCCGAAAAGGAAGCCCAGGAAAAGGCUAGCAAGCAGGAGCAGCAAGAGCAACAGCAAGAGGAGAAAGCUGACGGGGCGAACGGAGCGUAG